This is a messenger RNA of Ilyonectria robusta, 1578 nucleotides long. Its product is annotated as heterokaryon incompatibility protein-domain-containing protein. The record is from RefSeq and is a predicted model, not a curated record. NCBI's taxonomy places the organism in Eukaryota, Fungi, Ascomycota, Sordariomycetes, Hypocreales, Nectriaceae. The annotation marks the transcript as partial. The transcript has 2 exons.
UGGCUCCGUCAGUGCCUCGAUCAACAUUCACACUGCAAAAUCAAUCAUCCCACAGGGACCAAAACCCCGCUACCCACUCGGCUGAUCAAUAUCGACCAAUUUGAUAACCCAUUUCUUGAAGACACCAACGCUCAAACUAAAGGCCCAUACAUCGUGUUGAGCUAUGCGUGGGGUGACGGCAAACGGGUCCUCACAACAAGGUCCAACUACCAGGAUCACAAGCAAGGCCUCCCUGUUCAAACAUUGCCUCAAACGUUUGCAGACGCAAUUAAAGUAGCGCGGGGACUCAACUACAGAUAUAUAUGGAUCGACGCUUUUUGUAUCAUCCAAGACGACAAGCAGGAUCUGGCCCGAGAGCUACCAAAGAUGGGCGACAUCUAUCGCUACGCGGUGCUCACCAUAUACGGCGAGGGUGCCCAGAGCGCUCACACAGGGCUGUUCGUGAAUCGAGACCCCUAUAUGUACCGUCCAUGCAAAGUCUCGAUAUCUAUUUCGACGGAGAGCGCCUCCCUCCAAAAGGAGGUGACCCUGGCCACCACCUGCAAUGGACCCGACUAUCUGAGCCCUCGAGGCUGGAUUCUGCAAGAAAGAAUACUCUCAUCUCGCUGUUUGAUGUUUGGGAAGCAAAUGAGUUGGAUCUGUUCAAUGGGUGAAGCACAGGAAACCCGCCCAGUCCCACGGCCAAUGCCGCCUCCGUCCUCGAGAGAUAUCCGGUCUUUGUCUGAACAAUUUGACAUAUGGUAUGUCAUGGUUGAGAGCUACAGCGACAAGGAGUUGUCGUUCAUUUCCGACAACCUCAAUGCUGUUUCCGGUUUAGCAGCAUUAUUUCACCAGGCCCACAACGUAACCUAUGCUGUAGGCCUUUGGAAAGAAGACAUUGCGUUUGGGCUUGCGUGGUAUGUCCGACUGAAUGAUAAGCGUCCAGUGUCUGAAAAAGAAGAUGGGCCUUCGUGGUCAUGGGCCUCAGUUGGCAAAGUUCGGAUCAAGUUUCGCUCAUGCGCAAGGAUCUCAUCACCAGCCCCUCAAGUCUUGGUGGAGGUAAUCGACAUCACUUACGAUACCAUCAGCACGUUGAAUCCAUACGGCUCUGUUAGCAAAGGAGUUCUUCAUCUUCGCGCUCCAUUGAAGAAAGCUAUUCUACGGUAUAGUGACGCAUUCAUAGCAGAAAGAUCGGAAAUAUCCUAUGGGAGAGCGGGUCCUGGGCUUCAUCCCAUUGACGUGAGGGAGCAACCUCGCUACGCUGCCCUCCUCCUUCAUCCCGAUACGAGCAGCCCUGUCGCAGAGGUAGCACUGGACCGGCAUCCAAGUGGUCUCGCUGUAGGUUUCGGCACUACAUCCUCUUCUUCUAUUGAUGUUUGGUGUGUCUUAUUACACGUUCAACGCGAUCGGGAUGGCCUCUACGGAACUGUGAUUGUGCUCCGAGCGAGUAAGACAGACGCUAGUAUGUUUCGGCGUCUGGGACUUGGAUUUCUUGGAGAUAGAGGCCUGAGUUGGUUUGGAGUACAGCAUGAGAAGGGUACUCUAAAUAGGGGCAGAUCACUACAAUCCCUAGUGAAGGAGGAAGUUCAGGUGAUGUAG